This is a messenger RNA of Vespula vulgaris, 5210 nucleotides long. It is a transcript of the gene G9a, whose product is annotated as histone-lysine N-methyltransferase EHMT2. The transcript has 12 exons. The record is from RefSeq and is a predicted model, not a curated record. Gene Ontology annotation, cellular component: nucleus. Gene Ontology annotation, molecular function: p53 binding; zinc ion binding; protein-lysine N-methyltransferase activity. NCBI's taxonomy places the organism in Eukaryota, Metazoa, Arthropoda, Insecta, Hymenoptera, Vespidae. The coding region runs from base 671 to 4660 and encodes 1329 amino acids.
CGGAAACGUAUGAUAUCUUUCCGUUUUCAACAGUUAACGUAUUAAAAAAUAUUACAAUCGAAAGGAAGUAUUCAUUUAAUUAUUCAGUUAGUUUUGACGAACAAUCUUUGUAGAUUCUAAGAAGCAGCACCUCGACGUUGGUUAACAAGUAAUUUAAUAAGAUAAGGGUUCAUGUUCUAGGAUCGUUUUAAAAAUAAAUUUCUCGCUUGGAUCAGCGCGUCCCUGAGCAAUCAAUAUGGCCUCCAGUUCUACGCGGGGCCCGACAGUGCAGAGCAGGUUUUUCUCGAAAUACCAUCGAUAGGAGCAAGUCGCCUUGAAAAUAAAUUAGCCAAGACGUUGACCGAUUUGGUAAAGCUCAUUUUCGUAGUGAUAAGAAGCAUUUGAGUUACUGUGUUCAGUCAAAAAGAAAUAUCAAAUGACUACAGUCUGUGCACAUAGCGCGUAAGAUAUAUAUACAUAUAUACACACCUAUAUAUAUAUAUGUAUACAGAUCGGUGUGUAUUCCAUCGAUGAACCGAUAUUCGUUUCCGUUUCAUGUUUAACCGGUGCCAUGAUAAUAGUUCAUAGAUAUUCCAGUUAAUAACUAUUGUUUCCUGACUUGGACAUUUAGUGCUUCGAUCUUUCCGAACCUCGUGCCUUCGUAUCUCCGCGGCUUUUCUUAUACGGCGCCAUGUCCGAGUGUAAAAGUCAGGAUGCCGCUACUACGAAAGAGGGUUGCCAAGAAGAGGGCGAAGACUCGGACAUGGCUAGUGGAGUCGAAGAUAAGGUCAGUAUCCAGCAAAUCCUCGAGGGCAUGACCAACGAAUUUAACAAAAGUGUAAGUCCAGUCAAAAACGUAGAUGCUAAUCGACCCUUGGAAAAUUCGGAUUACGAGGAACCCCAGAGACCGUCUUUGACGGCGAUCGUCGAUGAGAUAUCAAACGGUGUUGAUGGAAAUUCUAACGUGGAUAAAUCUGAAGAUAUUAUGACGAUUUCGGCGACGACGUCGACGACGACGACGAUAACGACGACGACGACAACGGCAACGGCUAUGGCGACGACGACGACAACCACGACGACGGCGACAACGACAACGAUGACGGCGACGUCAACAACGAUGACUGCAACAAUAACACAACAAGAAAGUAACGUGGAAUCGGCAAUAGAAGAAAAUCAUCGAGGAGAAGAUGAAGGUGCUCUGAGACAAGAAGUAGUCAAGAAAGACAGCAACAUACCACGAAUAGUUUUAACGUUUAGAACGAUCGACGAAAAUACAGAUCAUGGAAAGAAAACAAAAAUAUCCAGCUGUUCCUCUAAUCUUACUUUAGUACCCGAUGAGCUGGCUAAUUGUGAUCAGAUCGGGGGUGUUUCUGUUAAGAUAGAAAAUCCAGAUGAAAGUUCUGAUAUUGUAGAGAAGUCCGAUUCUGAAGAAUGUAAAAUUGGAGAGCCAACGAAAGAUACUCAGGAAAAAGAUAAAGAAGAAGAGAAGCAAGUUAAAGAGACAGAAAAAAGUAAAAACACGGAACCUGUUGUACACGAAAAGAACAACGAAGAGAUGGCUAGUAUUGAAGAGACUGCUGCUCCUUUAACCAAAGCUGCUGAACCACCAGAAACAACACCACCAAUAACCAGAAAGAGAAGAGUUGGACGACCUAGAUUAAGAACGCUUAGUGACUCAACAGAAGAAACUCCAGGUCCCAAACGUUCUGCGAGAAGAUUGUGCAAAAAAUCCUUUAAAAGUACAGUUUUAGAAAGUGCGAUGGCAAUAAAAGAAAAGUCUAAUUAUACUGAGGAACACUUAAAAUUUAAAAAGCAGAGAAGAUAUAGUAAACCUGGACGACCAAAAAAGAUACCUCAAGGAAAGGAACAGGCAAAGCAAACUCAGAGUAAAGGAUCUGAUGCUCGUCAAGAGUCAGAAGCUUCUCUUCCUGACAUAGAUAAUAAUGCUUCUGAGGUAAAUAUGAGUUUGGAGACUUCUAGAAAUUCUAUUACAGUAGAAGGAAGUACAAAUGAUACGACUUUGGAUGAAUCUCAAAGCUACUCAUCUGAAUUUGAUGGUAUGCCUAAACUAUCUCCAAUGACGAGAAGUUCAGAUAUACAAACGAAAUUGGGUAGUUCUAUUGGUAGUCCUUUGAGUGAUGAGACACCUUUAGCAGAUAUAGAGAAGCCUUUUUUAAAGCCUGCUACUGGUAGACCUAAAAGAGAGAGAGGUCGUCCUCGUGGAAGUCAAGCUGCUCGAAAAAUAGCUAAAGUGGAUUCAUUUGAAGAUGGUUCACCAUCCGUUGCAGAAGCAGGGAAGCACAAUGAUUAUCCUGAAGAAGGUACUGUACCUGCAAAAAGAACCCGUAGAAGUAUGGCUCCUAGUCCAAGUCCUGCAGAAGGACAAGCUUCAAAACCAGAAUCAACUGCUGUUGUUAGUGAAACCUAUGGACAAUCUAUGCUAUGUUUAUGUCAAGUACGAUCUCAACUUUAUGUGACAAUAACUGGUUCUGGUGCACCUCUUUAUUGUACAGCAAUAGAUUCUAUUGAUAAUAGAUUAGUAGGAUGUUGUAACGAAGUUGAUAGUAAUGAUGUUGCAAUGAGAAGACCUAGUACUCGAGUUCCUUUUAUUAUAUUGUGUCGUAUGCAUAAGGAAAGACUUUUAAGACAUAAUUGCUGUCCUUCGUGUGGACUAUUUUGUUCACAAGGUAGAUUUGUUCAAUGUACUAAUGGCCAUCAAUAUCACAGAGAAUGUGAAGUGUAUCCAAAUAAAAAAGGAGCUUGUCCACAUUGUGGAAGUGAAAGUACAAUAUAUGAUGUAAUGGUCACAGUCAGCGGAAUGCGAAGACCUGUAUUCAUACCAACACGGAAGAAGUUUUCUAAAUUACCAUCUGCAAAAAUGAGUUUACCUGGUAAAGGAGAUAAUACAAAAUUAGCAGAACGUCCACCUAGUCCUUUAAUAAGGCCUGAGAUUAUUAAGAUACCAGAACCAUCAAUUAAUUCAGAAAGGCCAGAACGUUAUACUAUCAUGAGUCUUUAUACAUCUGUAAAAAAUGGUGAUUUAGAAAAGUUGGUAAAUGUAUUAGCGUGUGGUUACAAUGCAAAUCAUAUAUUUAGAGAAUAUGCUCAUCGUAGUGGUCUACAUAUUGCUGCAGACAAGGGUCACUUGUCUUGUGUGCAUGUCUUAGUACAAGCUGGUGCUCAAUUAGAUGUGAUGGAUAGAAAUCAAUUGACACCUUUGAUGUUAGCAGCUAGUAAAGGAAAAGCUGAUGUGGUAAAAUAUUUAGUCAGGAUAGGUGCAGAUGUAACUAUGAAAGGAGAAGAUGGCAUGACUGCUUUACAUAUGGCUGCAAAAUCUGGUCAUUUAGAAGUAUGUCAAAUUAUUUUAACAGAAUGUAAAGUUCCGAGGACUUUAGUAGAUUCUGUGGAUGAUGGUGGAUGGACAAGUUUAAUUUGGGCAUGUGAAUUUUGUCAUACUGAUGUAGCAAGGUUUCUUUUAGAUAAGAAAUGUGAUCCAUUGAUCAGAGAUGCAGAACAGAAUAUAGCACUUCACUGGAGUGCUUAUAGUGGAAGUGCAGAAAUUACUGAAAUGCUUUUGAACGAAGGAUGUGAUGUAAAUGCAGUAAAUGUUCAUGGUGAUACUCCAUUACAUAUUGCUGCAAGGCAAGAUCAGUACGCAGUUAGUGUUUUAUUGUUAGCUCGAGGUGCAAAAAUAGGAGAGAUUAAUGCAGCUGGAGAAACAGCAGUAAAUUGUUGUACAAAUGAUGGUGAUACUAUGUCAGCAUUAAGAUUAAAUGCUAAAGUUAAUGAAUUAUCUGAACAUAUGUGGGAAAAAACUGUUAAAAUAUUAACAAACGAUAUUUCACGUGGUAAAGAAACAAACCCAAUACAAUGUGUUAAUGGUUAUGAUUCUGAAGAUAAACCAACAGAUUUUCUUUAUGUAACUGAAAAUUGCUUUACCAGUAAUAUACACGUCGAUCGUACAAUAACAUCUUUGCAGUCUUGUAGAUGCGAAGAUAAUUGUAGUUCCGAAAAGUGUCUCUGCGGAAAUAUAAGUUUAAGAUGUUGGUACGAUGAAGAGGGAAAACUUAUUCCAGAAUUUAAUUAUACUGAUCCUCCUAUGUUGUUUGAAUGCAAUCCAGCUUGUGAUUGUAAUCGGAUAACUUGUAACAAUCGAGUUGUUCAACAUGGUUUGACACAGAGAUUUCAGUUGUUCAGAACAAAAGGUAAAGGUUGGGGUCUUAGAACUUUACGUCAUAUUCCAAAGGGUACAUAUGUUUGUGAAUAUGUGGGAGAAAUUAUUUCGGAUUCUGAAGCUGAUCAUCGAGAGGAUGAUUCAUAUUUAUUUGAUUUAGAUAAUCGGGACGGAGAAACAUAUUGCAUUGAUGCAAGGCGUUAUGGAAAUAUUGCACGAUUCAUUAAUCACUCUUGUGCACCUAAUUUAUUACCAGUACGAGUGUUUGUCGAACAUCAAGAUUUGCAUUUUCCUAGGAUAGCAUUCUUCGCUAAUCGAGACAUCGAAGCCGACGAAGAGCUCGGCUUCGAUUAUGGGGAAAAAUUCUGGAUAAUAAAAUGCAAGUCUUUCACAUGUACCUGUGGAGCUGAAAACUGCCGAUAUUCGGAGAAGACUAUACAAGUAACGUUGGAUAACUAUCGGAGAAAAAUACAGCAAGAAGAAAUGCUCUCCGGUCAAACGUCGUAAUUUUCAAUGAGAAUCUAGUUGAUUUUAUGCUCUUAUAUUACGAGAUAAUAUUACGCUUUUUAUUAUUUUUUAAUGGGGAAUUAAUUAAAUCUCCGUAAUUUUUAUUUCAAUACUUUUUUCCCUUUCCCAAGAGUACAAGUACAAAUGGUGAUGGGACGUAGAGAUUUUAAAAGGAUAACUGAUCCAGUUAUACCUCGCAUUCAAAGUUAGGAAUGAACUGAAUUUGUUUUCAGUUCGCUGAUAGUUUCCUCAGGUUUGGCCAUACUUUCCUAUUCAGCCGACUUUCUGGAAGAAUAAUGCCUUUGGUGAACGUGCCACUGAUCGAUUUUAUUUAGUAAAACAGCGAUAGACAUAAUGCAUUAGCGUUAAACUGUUAUCGUACAUAUUGUACGAAUCACAGGAGAAAUGAGAGAGAUACGACUUUUUUCAACUGUAAUUAUAAUAGAUUUUAAAUGUGUUGUGUGAGAGAUUAGAAGUGAACGAAUUUAUCAUCAAAAUAAAUCAAUUGUAACUGAACGACGACCGUGAAAUUAAACCUCUAUUCUAAAAU